AUGGAAGUAGGCCUCGGCAUACGCCGCCGAAUGAUGCAGGUUUGCAUCGUCGGUCUGACGCUGCUGGCUGUCACUUUGGCAUUCCCUUCAUCCACUAGUCAUCAAGCCCAUCAGCGAGCAUUCCUCGGUUCCUCAAAGCUACAACCUCGCAGUGACAAGCCAUUCGCUUUGCGUGUUUUGCCACUUGGUGCUUCAAUCACUACCGGUUAUAGGUCGGAGGAUGAAAAUGGAUACCGUAUAUAUCUGCGCAAGCAGCUUCGAUAUACCGGAUGGGAAGUGAAUAUGGUUGGAUCCCGCAAGGAUGGAACCAUGAAGGAUCGUGACAACGAAGGUUGGGUCGGAAAGCGAAUUGAGGAGGUGGCCACAUAUGCUGAGAGAAGCAUCCCGAAGGCUCCAAAUCUUAUUCUGAUCAACGCUGGCACGAAUGAUGCUCUGCAGAACUUCGACGUCCCUAACGCUGGAGUCCGGAUGAACCAGAUGCUCACUCGUCUGUACGAUACUAUUCCUGGAACAACCAUCAUUUUGUCGACACUUCUACCUAACAACAAUGAGAAAGCGCAAGCCAACUCGGUCAUAAUCAAUGAACAAUACCGCAACAUUGUGGCUGCUCGCCAGAAGAACAAUGACCGUAUUGUUCUGGCUGAGAUGAGCGACUUUAUCAAACAUACAGAUCUUCUGCCCGAUGGAACUCAUCCAACCGGGCCUGGAUACGAGAAGAUGGCCUCGGUGUGGUGGGCUGCAAUCCAGGAAGCUGAGUCCAAAGACCUUUUGCAAAAGCCUAAGGAUAUUGGGGAGAAUGACUGGACCGAUACUACCUGUGAGAAAGAGUAUGGCAGUGGAAACGGUGGUGAUGGAAAGGUCCAAACUCAACGCGGCAGUGGCUGGGACGAUGGUGACUAUAAGCAUAAUUCAGUGUCUAUGGGACAACUCAUGCAAAUUGGUAUCACUGACAAAGAGGACGAUGUCCAUCCUGGUAUCCACUACGCUCAGCUGGUUAACCAGGGAGGUGCUCACCGUGAGGGAGCUUUGGAUGAGCUUGUCUGGACUCGGGACGGCAAAGGCACCUUCAUGUUCGCGAAUAACAACAACGGCAAAUUUGGCGCUCCAGUCAAAAUUGACGUCAAGGACGGUUGUCUUGCGCGAGGUGUACACUGGGGUGACCUCAACAAUGAUGGACUGGAUGACUUCAUCUGCAUCAGCAGAGAAGGCGCCAUGUAUGUAUCAAUGAAUUUGGGUGGGAGUCCCCCUCAAUUCAAGUCCAUCGGUCUAGUCAGAGCUGCACCUGGCGGGGAUCUAGCCCAAACCAAUGUCCGACUCGGCGAUAUCGAUGGCGAUGGCCGUAUUGACUACUGUCUCGUCAAAGGAAACGGUGACAUUCAGUGCUGGAGAAACGGAGGUCAAAAAGAUGCCCCAACAAGUGAGUUCGGUGGCUACUGGCAGGACUUGGGAGUAGUCUUCACUGGAAAAGGCAUGGGUGACAUUGAUGGUGUCCGUCUUGUCGAUAUCAAUGGAGAUUUCCGUGCCGACUGGCUCUGGCUCGACGACGAAGGCAAGGUCACCACGUACAUCAACCAGCGUGGCACGGGAAAAGGGAGUCUGGCACCUGAUUGGCGUCGUAUUGGUGUCACUCAUGCAGGAAUGGGUGUCAAGGGCGCUAGAGAUCGAAUCAAAUUCGGCCAAAUUUGGCAAGGAGGUGGUGCCGACUAUUCCUGGAUUGAAUCUAUGGAAAAUAAGCCCACUUGGAAUCACUAUACCCACGUGUGGAAGAACGUCGGAAAAGGAGGGACUACCUUGAAGGGCGAUGGCGAUUUCUAUUGUGACUGGCGAGGCACAGGCGCAGAUGAUUAUAUCUGGAUAUCUCCUAAUGGUCGUGGCUUGCUCUACGGCAACGUUCACAAUCCUCCGACUUGGGUCCCCGAGGGACCGCAAAUCUUCGACCUAGGCAGAGAACGAAAGGGAAUCCAUCUUGCGGAUUUUGAUGGUGACGGCAAGUGCGAUGUUUGGGCCGUCAACCGUGAAACUGGUGCCGCAGAGGUGUGGAUCAACCACUGGAACGACGAGAUUGGCAGUGGCUUUUUGGACUAUAAGGGAUUCGUUACUGGAGACGUCAAAUGUACCGAAGGAUGGGGAGUUGGGCUAUUUGACAUCGGUGUGAGCAUGGCUGAUCUCGAUGGUGACGGGCGUGCAGACUACCUGUGCAUGGAACCUGAUGGACGAACGGUUGGAUGGCUGAACAAGGGUGUAAAUGACUUUGAAGCUAAAGGCCAAGUGAAGCGCACUCAAGGGUAUGAUCGAGCGAAUCACAAAUGGGCUGAUGUAAACGGUGACGGUGCUGUUGACUUCCUCUGGGUGGACAAGUUCAAUGGUGAUACCAAAGUCUGGGUCAACAUGGGUGAUACUCCUACCGCUGGAUCCAGUUGGAAGUGGGAAUUGCUUGAUGGGCCUCGGUAUCAGGGAUCAGAUCGAGGAGCGAAUCUAUAUUUCCCAAACAUCGGAGGGUUAGGUCGUGCUGAUAUGCACAAUAUCAUCCCCCGAACCAACAUCGCAUACACCUGGUUCAACACAUGCCCUGGGAGUGAUAGCUCAGCUGUAGAUGACGUCGACCCGUCUACGAAUCCCAAUCUACCCGCAUACACGGCUCCUGAUCAACCUAUAGCCACAGGCACCGUUCCCAUCCCGACGCCAACUCCCAAGCCAACGGACGCAGCUCCCGAUGGUUAUUAUGAACAUUGGCCCGUUGAUGACGACAGUCUCAACCACCGCAUAUGCAAUGAUCUCGGUUAUCCGACCAAAAAGCUGUGGGAUGAAACUGAUGCUGGAAAUUGGUUGGUUACCACAGCCGGUUGGUAUCAAAAGCUUGCUCUCUCAACCGAUUUCAAGUGGGAGGGAAGCAUUGUCCAGACAUUUGCUUCAUUCAAGGGAACCAAAAAGGAAGACAAUGCAAGCGAAAAGAAAUACAUCUGGAACUGUCCCAAUCUCAGUAAUAAUUGCGAGAUUGAGAAUUUAGACGAGCAGCUGAAGUGUGAGGAUGGUAACGUAUACAGGGUACAGGCUCUUCAUGCCAUGCUCAACUUGGCACAAUAUUUCGUGCUCAUCAAGAACAGAAUGGAGUUGGCCUGGGGUAGCAUGAGCUUCAAGACCGCUGGGCUGGUCACAAAGUACUCAAAGACAAGUGAUGAAGAAACCACUUUUGGUGCAGACUCGGGAGCGACUAUCGGCGCUGGACUGGCAAGCAUAUUUGGUGCUUUCAUGCUAGGCCCUAUGGCAGGCAUUGCCGGAGGAGCAAUGACUAUUGGAGCCGGUGCCGUCGGCUCCCUGGCUUCAGUCAACCAAGCCAUGCUUGAGUUCUCCACGUAUGCAGAUCUCGGCGACAAGGCGAGUGAUAUCAUGGACGGUACAUUCCAGGGCCUAGGCAACUUCUUCGACGAAUACUUCCAUCAAGUGCCCCCAGCCGAUGCCAAUUGGGUCACUCAGCCCACGUCUAUCCCGCGUAUUCUGCUGACGGGCAAUUUUGCCUCGAGCGAUAUCCUUCGCGAAACAAGUGCCUCUGUGCCGCCGGCAGCUGACCUUAAAAAGUUCAUUGCUGCUCCUUUGAUCAAUAUGCUGUGGGCGAAGGACAAAAUCUUUAUUCUCAGGAUUGACAACACAUCCAUCAAGGAAGCCAACUACGCCAAGAACCCGAAACAUUACCAUCCAUGCGACGAAGACGGAGAUUUCGAACCAGAUUCCGAUCUUACGGACAUGCUGUGGUGCAAUCCAGACGGCAGUGCCUUCCUUUUUAUGCAAGUGUCUGAGGUGUAUUCCAAGAAGCUCAUUCGCCCUAAAGGAAUUGAAAAUCUACAGGCUGACUAUGGGUUCAAUGCCUAUGACAUCGCCCGGUCUGCCUAUCUUGUAGCCAGAACGUCAAACGAAUGGAUGGCCAAGAUCAAGACGGAUAGCUACUUCAACUGGGUUCCCCAGACAUCCGGCCCGGAUAUUCCUACUUGGCAGAUGAUGCGAUGGAAUUUGCCGGUCUGUGAUAUGGUGGAUGGUUUAGCUCGGCCUUCAUCAUGCACUCCUGGUUAUGGAUGGACACAGUGCAUAUAUUCGACCAUGGCUCUAGUGUGUGGUUUCAGUGGAGGCUGGCCGAAAGACUAUACCUACAAUAGCGCCUAUGGGGAACCUGGAGAAGGACAGCCUUACAAGAAGGCUUUGAGUCCUGCCGAGGCGGUCUCAGCUAUUGGUGGUUGA
This is a messenger RNA of Penicillium arizonense, 4230 nucleotides long. RefSeq lists its product as uncharacterized. The transcript has 17 exons. The record is from RefSeq and is a predicted model, not a curated record. Gene Ontology annotation, molecular function: phosphatidylcholine lysophospholipase A1 activity. NCBI's taxonomy places the organism in Eukaryota, Fungi, Ascomycota, Eurotiomycetes, Eurotiales, Aspergillaceae. The coding region runs from base 1 to 4230 and encodes 1409 amino acids.